GGAAUUCUUAUCAAUAUAUAAAAACUUCUUUUUAUCUUUAAUACAUCCAUCUAAGUGAUUAAACGACCUUUCAAUUGAUCCACCCAAAUUAUGCAACCCGAGGAAGCCACUAGCUAUCACCUAUGUCUAUAAUAAGAACCCUCUAAAAAUGAUUAUCAUUAAUAACGUUGAUAAAAUAUUCGGAUAAAAUUACGUCAGAUCAGUCGCACGGGUUCGAGUCCUUCGGCUUGGGAGCAAGUUGCGCAAUUAACCGAGGAAAAAAUGAAAAUAAAGUGGGCGAACCGUGGCAAGGAUUAAUAGGUGUGAACGAUAGCCCCGGUAAUCGAUAAAUGCGUGCAAAAGCGAGACGCCGUACAGCCUCCCGGGGGUGCCGCGCGGAUCUCGUCUCGUCUUAUCCGCGGAUAACGAAAGGCCCCGAGCUCUAGAGCAUAAUCCUACGUCCUAUAUCCAUACCCGGGAGAAAGGAAAGGGUUGCGCAAGCGCCGAGGCCUCCCUGCGAGCUCCAGGGUGAAAAUGCACCAUGGCAUGGGAGUGUCAACGGCAGGUCGGCUCGGCGAUCAAAAUCCGAAUAUGCAGCCGCGGGACGGCAUCUGCGACAGAAUCGAGAAUUACAUAUCCGAGCUAGGACAAUGGGCGGUAUGGAGGGCGAUAAUAAUGGGACAGUUCUUGUCCAUAGUCCUUUGCUUCUUAACGCUGUUCAACCAUCACAUCAACACGAUAUAUCAUCUUGCCGUUCCAACAGGACAGAACCUACCCCACUAUGCGAUGAUGUGCCUGGUAUAUACGACAUGGCUUUCGUGCAGGGGCGCCGGAAAUGGUCUAAUCUCUGUAAUAAGGUCCCGGGGAUGGAGAUAUUUACUCUUGGCAUUGAUCGACGUCGAGGCAAAUACUCUGGUAACGUCAUCUCACCAGUUUACGAGUCUCGCUAGUAUUCAGUUAUUAGACUGCGUGGCGAUACCAGUUUCUUUGGCACUAUCGUGCUUAGUUCUUGGCGUGAGAUAUAGAAUGGUCCACAUCGUUGGAGUGUCCGUCUGCCUGAUGGGAGUUGGAUGCUUAGUGUGGGCAGGGAUCGACGAGAAUAAGGAUCCUGCAUCCACCGGUAAAAAUCAAUUGGUCGGCGACAUGCUGUGUCUCGGAGGGGCUAUUUUAUUCUCUAUAAUCACAGUUCUUCAGGAACUGGCCGUCAAGACUGUUGAUAUCAUCGAGUAUUUGGGAAUGAUUGGAUUUUUCGGCACUAUUUUAAGUUGUCUGCAAAUUACGAUUUUAGAGAGGAUACAGAUUGAAACUUUCCACUGGGACAACGCUCCUGUUAUCACUUUUUUGGUUGUCUACUGCAUCACACAAUUCGUCUUCUUCUCCCUGGUACCUGUGAUCCUCUUCGAAUCUGGCGCUACGGCCUUGCAGUUGGCUCUUCUAACCGCAGAUUUCUUCAACAUCUUAUUCGGAAUGCUGGUACAUCGCUAUAAGUUCCACACUCUGUACUUCCUUUCGUACACCCUUACGAUGACUGGAAUUUACAUUUAUGCGAUUAAAAAGACACCCAUGUCGUCGAGCUCUCGAAGGCAACAAAUAGAGCCACCGGCUCCUGACUAUAGUUGCCUCCCUUUAAGACACAUGUCUCAUCCCGAUGUCGGGGAAGUGGAAAUGGCCAUGAGCUCCGGGAUGUCUGGAGUCAGUGGAACUUUGGAUUUACGAGCUUCUACCCUCGGCAGUGAACGGGAAACCGUGGACGCCACAAGUUUGCCACUGAGUGUCAGUUCCGACACCGCUUUUACGUCCUUUUACGGUAGUCAAGCUAACUUGAAGGCUGCUAACGGAAACACCGGUUCCGCCUGUUAAUGGGAAUCGAGUGACUGUCUAUAGAUAAAUAUCACGAAUCACUCUAUGGAGUCUCAUGCGCGCCAUUUAACGGAAUCCCUUUGAGAACGUUGAGAAAAUAUUUACAUCAACAAUAACUGACAUUACGUAUACAAGGUACUUUUUCUAGGUACUUAAGAAAAGUCGUAUAUUAGCAGGCUCAGAGCCCCCUUAGGUAGAUACGACAGUUUAGAGGGAACCCCCGAAACAUGGUUAAUACUUCUUAUAUCGGUAAGGCAAGAAGUUUACAAUAAGUAUAAAUAAUGUGCCAAAUUCCAAGCUCUUUUACCGUCGUUACGUACAUGAGACGGGUGUACAGAAAAUAUGAUAUAUGCCUACGAUGUAAUUGAAAUUCGUUCGAUACUUGUCUAAUUCAUUGACAUUUAACAAACCAUAAGACGUAAGGUUUUUCCAGAAUUAGUUAUCUGCCAUAAUGACGACUAAACAUCACUCUCGCUACAGACUGAAUAUUUGUACUUCGUUCCCUACACGAGACGUAUUUUUCAUUGUUUGUACAUUGAUACAAAAUCGCGGAUUGUGUGCAUGUGCCGACAUGCCCGAGGAAUCCUGUUGCUCAAAGUUAUUCGUGACUUAUAUUGUGCGUACACAUUGGCACAACUUUAUUGUAGCUAUUAUGUAUUACUUUUUAAUAAAGUACCUAAUAG
Orussus abietinus is the source of this 2522-nucleotide messenger RNA. Its product is annotated as solute carrier family 35 member F2. The coding region runs from base 514 to 1839 and encodes 441 amino acids. The record is from RefSeq and is a predicted model, not a curated record. Gene Ontology annotation, molecular function: transmembrane transporter activity. Gene Ontology annotation, cellular component: membrane. Gene Ontology annotation, biological process: transmembrane transport. The transcript is spliced from 9 exons. NCBI's taxonomy places the organism in Eukaryota, Metazoa, Arthropoda, Insecta, Hymenoptera, Orussidae.